Molecule: messenger RNA, 838 nt
Organism: Emiliania huxleyi CCMP1516
Lineage: Eukaryota; Haptophyta; Isochrysidales; Noelaerhabdaceae
Exons: 6
Source: RefSeq, a predicted model, not a curated record
GCCGAGAGCGCGGAGCCCGCGGAGGACGGCCGCGCCUGGUGCUGCGACGACGUGCACGAAGGCACCCUCCACAACGGCUCGGGCGACGCGCGCGUCGACGGCGAUUGUGGCGAUCCGGCGGCAGCCGCGGCGGCCACGGCGGCUCGGCUCCAGGCGCUGGCGGAGCGCGGUCGCAAGCGUGCUCGGAUGGAGGCCGAGGAGGACGGCAGCGCAGGCGGCGCAGGCGGCAGCGGCGGCGGCGGCGGCGAGACGCUCGAAGGCGAGGGGUCAGUCACGCUCGGUGCCUUUUUCAACGCCCUCGACCACUUCACGUUGCGGCGCCCGGCCGAGGGGGGCUCCGAGCUCGCCCUGUAUGACGCGCUCCGCUCGCCCGAUCGCGCGCUGCUGCGGGGCGGACACUUUGUCGCCGAGGGGUCUCUCGUCGUCGAACAGCUGCUCGCGCUGCGGCGCGAGGACGGCACGCCCCGCUUCCGCCUCGUCUCGCUGCUGGGCACCGAGCAGAUGCUCGGCCGGCUCGCCCCUACCAAACCCGGUGCCCAAAUCCAACUCAGUGGACUAGGCACCGAGCAGAUGCUCGGCAGGCUCGCCCCCGCCAUCCAGCGCGCCGACGAGGCCUAUGUUGAGGACGGCUCUCGUUGCGUCGCCUUUGGCGGCUCGCGAGCCGACUUGUCCGCGGCGACCGGCUUCAAGCAUUCGGCGCUCUCCGUCCUCGGCAUCGCGCUCCGCCCGCCCUCCGCCGUGCCCCUCUCGCCGUGGCUCGCCGCGCUGGCGGCCGCGGCGGGGAUGCGGCGGCCGACGCUGCUGCUGCUCGACGGCGUCAUCAAGCCCGAGAACGUCG